CACCAAUAUGGGCGCUGAAAGGGUCGAGAUAGGGCCUUCUGGUCGUAAAAUCGUGUACGACGAGAAUGGCAAGCCGUGAGUGUCGUUCGUGUAACACUUUGCUUGAUUUCAAGUCCGCCAUGGGUAUGCCAUCUCCAGCGGCUUCAAAGGGUGCUGGUGGCAUGGCUGCUGCAAUGGGUGCCAUAUCCCAGGCUGCUGCUGCACCAGCCAGUGGUGCCAGCGAGUAUGCGAAGGACUGUCCUCCAGAUGUUGAGGUGCUGGGAAGAUCAUCGUGGACUCUGUUGCACUCGAUGGCUGCUAAGUACCCAGAAGCACCGACACAGGAGCAACAGCGUGAUAUGACGCAGUUCAUAGGGCUGUUUGCAAAGCUCUAUCCAUGCUGGUUCUGUGCAAAGGACUUCCAAAAGUUCAUUGCCGAGGAGAAGCCAAAGGUUCAAACACAGGAGGAGUUUGGCAGAUGGCUAUGCGAUGCCCAUAAUGAGGUGAAUGCCAAACUUGGCAAGCCCAAGUUUGACUGCCAGCUUUGGAAACAGAGGUGGAAAGAUGGCUGGGGUGAUGACAGAUGCUGAUGAUUACGUACACCCCGUGGAUGCCUACAACCGUGUAUAUACAGAUAGAAAUAAAAGUAC
Molecule: messenger RNA, 629 nt
Organism: Williopsis jadinii
Lineage: Eukaryota; Fungi; Ascomycota; Saccharomycetes; Phaffomycetales; Wickerhamomycetaceae
Gene: ERV1
Product: flavin-linked sulfhydryl oxidase
Exons: 2
Coding region: 120-569 (149 amino acids)
Cellular component (GO): mitochondrion
Molecular function (GO): flavin adenine dinucleotide binding; flavin-dependent sulfhydryl oxidase activity
Source: RefSeq, a predicted model, not a curated record